CGAUAAGAUUAAUACUUCAACUAUAUAUACAAUGAUCACCAAAUAUUUCACAAAGGUUACUGUAAAGUUUGACCCAUUUGCACCUAGUGCUAGACCUGCAAGACUUUUUCUUGCCAGAAUACCCCCAUCAUUGAAGGGUCAAUGUACAGUCAACCAUAAAAUCUUGACUGCUACUUCUCCAAGUACAGAAAAGCCAACCAUAGAAGUUACAUUUAAAGACAAAGAAGUCUUGAAGGCAGACCCAACCAAGUUGGACAUCAAGGAGUUGAUUGCUCUUUUCGAUUCUCACUCUAGAAAGUUGGUAAUCAAGGAUUCUAUAACGGUUUAAGAGAGAAGGAGAAAGAAAUAUAUAUACUGGGCAUUAACUUACAUCCGUGGCUAUACUAGGGCCAAAUCUUUCA
Messenger RNA from [Candida] anglica, 401 nucleotides. Lineage: Eukaryota; Fungi; Ascomycota; Pichiomycetes; Serinales; Debaryomycetaceae. The record is from the annotation of a GenBank genome assembly.